GAGGUAGUUUUGAUUAAAACAUGUUAAAAUCACACCCAUCCCCAAUCCGAAUCUCAUUCCUCUCAAAAUCGCAUCUGCACUCUCUACUUUUGAUUUGGGUUGCAGGCAUCUGCAUCUCUCAAAAUCGCAUCUGACCUUGACUAUUGAUGCGAGUUCUUGGUGGUUGGUUUAGACAAACUCCGACUUCGUUCUCUCACAAUCGCAUCUGUGAGAUCUUGGGAGCCAAGUGAUAAAGCUGAUCUUAACAAGACAAAGAUCAAUAAAUAGUUAGCAACAAUGGCAGACUAUCACUUUGUCUACAAAGAUGUUGAAGGAGCAUCAACUCAAUGGGAUGAUAUUCAAAGAAAACUCGGGAACUUACCUCCCAAACCCCCUGCCUUCAAACCCGAUCCUUUCACUCCUGCAGAAGAUGAAGAUUCCAAACCUAAAACCAAAUCUUGGAUCGAUAACAAGACAGAAGAAGAACUCGAAGAUUUAGAAGAUGAUCUUGAUGACAAUCGUUUCCUCGAAGAAUACAGGAGAAAGAGGUUAGCAGAGAUGAAGCAAACAGUGAAAGUUGCAAAGUUUGGGUCAGUCAUUCCCAUUUCAGGAUCCGAUUUUGUUCGUGAGGUAUCACAAGCUCCGUCUGAUGUGUGGGUGGUUGUUAUUCUAUACAAAGAUGGGUACCCAGAGUGUGGAGUUCUAAUGCAGUGUGUGGAAGAACUGGCAACAAUGUAUUCAGCUACCAAAUUUGUCAAGAUUAUAUCAACUGAUUGCAUUCCUAAUUAUCCAGAUUGUAAUCUUCCCACUGUGUUGGUGUACAAUAAUGGUGCAGUGAAGGCAAAUUAUGUUGGGUUGCAUACUUUUGGUAGGAGAUGCACUCCAGAAGGUGUUGCUAUGAUUUUGUGCCAAUCAGAUCCUGUUCUUAAUGAUGGGCUCAAUGGUGAAGCUUCUAGAGAAGCUGUUCUUGAAGGAGUGAGGAAAAGGUUUAUAGAGAAAGUGGUUACACUGCAUGAAAAUGAUGAUGAUGGGUCUUCAAGUGAUUAACAUCGUGUUGUUUUCUUUGUUUUAUGUUAAAGUAUAAUAGGUUUUGUUUAGUAACAUGAUCUGAGAUUUUAUCCCCUUUUAGAUCUGUUUGUUUGGCUUUCUUUUGCUUUGUCUAUGUUGUUCUGCAACUGCUCUUUGAUUUUUUUUUAAUGAAUUUGAUCUAUUUGACUGA
This is a messenger RNA of Lactuca sativa (garden lettuce), 1198 nucleotides long. RefSeq lists its product as uncharacterized. Lineage: Eukaryota; Viridiplantae; Streptophyta; Magnoliopsida; Asterales; Asteraceae. Gene Ontology annotation, biological process: protein folding. Gene Ontology annotation, cellular component: cytoplasm. The record is from RefSeq and is a predicted model, not a curated record.